Molecule: messenger RNA, 471 nt
Organism: Cylicostephanus goldi
Lineage: Eukaryota; Metazoa; Nematoda; Chromadorea; Rhabditida; Strongylidae
Source: the annotation of a GenBank genome assembly
AUGGAGUUAAUAAGACGACGUGGAAAUGAAAUAUUCGAGUUUGAAUUGAGAAACAAAGUGAUCUCUGUCUUACAGGUAGGAUCUAUUGGACGAGGUGUCUGUGUCUUCGUGGGGAUUAGCAAAGAUGACAAAGAAGACGAUAUAGAAUAUAUAGUGCGAAAAAUAUUGAAUAUUCGACUUUUUGAAUCGGACAAAAAGCGAUGGGACAAAUCCGUCAAAGACGAAGGUCUCGAAGUGCUUUGUGUCAGCCAGUUUACGCUCUAUGGAAUUCUAAAGGGAAAUAAGCUUGAUUUUCACAAUUCUAUGAAUCCUGAAGAUGCAUCUGCUUUUUAUGCGCGAUUUAUGGAUAGAAUGCGUUCAUCAUAUUCUCAUGAGAAGAUUCAGGAUGGUCGCUUUGCUGCUUACAUGAAUGUUGAUAUUGAGAACGAUGGUCCUGUUACAAUCAAUAUAGAUAGUAAGAUUAGGGACUGA